GGUGGGGGGCGAGCAGUUACCACGGAGAUACAUAAUCAGAGAAAGUAGCCGAGGGAUCUCUUUUUAGUUUAUGGGACAGAGGCGCGAGAUGUCACCAGCCAAGCGCGAUCCUCCGCGGACUUUCCUCAGCUUCUCCCAGCUCCUGCUGAACAGCGGCAGCUUGGGCCCGCCGCUCCCCCGGCCCAAGGUCAGCUACCUGGAGGUGGAGAUCCUGGACCAGAGGACCGGAACGCCCGUCUCCAUAAUAGACAAGGUGCAUCCUUCGUCAACAGUGCUUGACUUGAAAAAUCGCUUCCAUAAAGCAUGUCCUGGUUGGUGUCCAUCUCGCACGGGACUCAAGACUGACCCCAAUGGGCCGUUCCUGCCAGACACCUGCGUCAUGGAGACCAUCGCCACCUCGUCCCUGGUCUCCGUCUACCCCACGGACCUGGGUCGGCAGGUCGGGUGGACGGCGGUGUUCCUGAGCCAGUAUUUCGGACCUCUGCUGAUAUACCUGGUGUUUUAUUUACGCUUGUCAAACGUGUACGCCGACGCCAUAAAAAGCCGGCGGCCGCUAGUAGUGCACUUGGCCUGUUUCUGCCACUCUCUGCACUACAUCAAACAUCUUCUGGAGACUCUGUUUGUUCACAAGCUGUGCGAUGGAUGCACCCCGCUACGAAACCUGCUGAAGGGUUGCGCCUUCUACUGGGGAUUUACUGCUUGGCUGGGAUAUUAUGUCAACCACCCCCUCUACACCCCCCCAUACUAUGCAAACAAACAGAUUAUUCCAUCGCUUGUCUGGUUUUUGUUUUGUGAAGCUGGAAAUUUCUAUGUCAACAUUGCUUUAGCCCGGCACAGUCAGAGGGGUUUGCACCCUGGGCCCACCUGUAACCCCUUCUCCUGGCUCUUUAAGCUGGUUCACUGUCCGCAGUACACCUACGAGAUUGGAGCCUGGAUAAGUUUUGCCAUCAUGACUCAAACCGUCCCCGUGGCAGUCUUCGCGGCGCUGGUGUCGACCCAGAUGCUGCUGAGGGCGAGGAAGAGGCGCCAUAAGUACCUGAGGCGGAGGAACGGAGGGGGCGGGGCCUACCGGAGAGCCGCCGUCAUCCCUUUCAUACUGUAGGAAGUGGGUAGGGGGGGCCGGAGCACCGCCCGCUGGAUUGGGAAAUAAUGCCGCCCUGGCAACAGAGGCCAGGCAAGAGACGCCCGCUACGGUAACCGAAUCCUAAUGAUGCUCUUUAAUGGAGAAGAAAGGCAGGGGGGUGGUGGGGUG
This is a messenger RNA of Anguilla anguilla (European eel), 1252 nucleotides long. Its product is annotated as trans-2,3-enoyl-CoA reductase-like. Gene Ontology annotation, biological process: very long-chain fatty acid biosynthetic process. The record is from RefSeq and is a predicted model, not a curated record. Bases 71 to 1102 code for a protein of 343 amino acids. The transcript is spliced from 12 exons. Lineage: Eukaryota; Metazoa; Chordata; Actinopteri; Anguilliformes; Anguillidae. Gene Ontology annotation, molecular function: oxidoreductase activity, acting on the CH-CH group of donors.